AUGACACAAUUCUACAUUCAACAUCCAACAUGGCCGCUGACAGUUCUUCAAUCCGUCUGGUUUCAGUUUUGGUGUAGCAUUUUUAGGGCUGAAUUUUCUCAUUACAUAUUCUGGAAAAACGAGGAAAGAACGGCCGUAAUUGAUAGUAUAUAUUUCUUCUACUCGUUUGGAUUCAUAGCGGCAAGAGUGGCGGCAGUAUCUUUGUAUUCGGCAACGUUAAACGAAGCCGCUAGGAGACCCGUGGAAUAUUUAUACUCGCUGCCCACAGAAAACUACACGUUGGACGUUAGCCGGCUGAUAACACAAAUUAAUUACAUGCAAAACGGUAUUACAGGACAUGGAUUUUUUUUAAUAACAAAGAACUUUCUGUUGCAAGCGGCUGCCACGGUGAUAACCUUCGAAUUGAUGAUUUUUCAGUUCGCUCCUUCGACGCAAAAUAAGUACAACGUAAGGUCUGAGGCGGUUUGUAUCAAAUGACGGAAAACAGCUUUAAAAAUCCGCUGUCAGCAACAGAAUCUCACCAGUAAUAAAAUAUUUUCAUAAAUAGUACUUGAUACCUACAAAAUAAAUUGAC
Messenger RNA from Cylas formicarius (sweet potato weevil), 574 nucleotides. Its product is annotated as gustatory receptor for sugar taste 64f-like. Gene Ontology annotation, molecular function: taste receptor activity. Gene Ontology annotation, cellular component: membrane. NCBI's taxonomy places the organism in Eukaryota, Metazoa, Arthropoda, Insecta, Coleoptera, Brentidae. Gene Ontology annotation, biological process: detection of chemical stimulus involved in sensory perception of taste; sensory perception of chemical stimulus. The record is from RefSeq and is a predicted model, not a curated record. The coding region runs from base 1 to 477 and encodes 158 amino acids. The transcript is spliced from 4 exons.